AUGGCCAUAGAAGCCGCCCUUGCUGGUCGGACAGCACUCGUUCUCUAUGGUUCCGAGACAGGCAACGCCCAGGAUGUGGCCGAGGAGCUGGGCCGGAUGGCAGAGCGUCUUCGAUUCAGCACCCAGGUGUCCGAUUUCAACUCGGUUAGCAUUAAACAACUAUUACAGCACUCUGUUGUCCUCAUAAGCGUCUCCACCACCGGCCAAGGAGACUUGCCGGGGAAUGCCCUCACAUUUUGGAGAGCUCUACGGAGUAAACGGCUGCAGCCGGGAUGCUUGAAACGAUUACAAUUCGCUUCGUUUGGGCUGGGAGAUACAUCGUAUCCCAAGUUCAACUGGGCGCACAGAAAGUUGUAUAACCGUCUAAUUCAACUUGGUGCAGAAAGGGUUUGCGAUCGUGGGGAAUCUGAUGAGCAACAUCCUGAAGGGGUAGAUGGCAGCUUCAUCCCUUGGUCGCUGAAGCUGCGUGAGUCCUUAUUGCAGGCGUACCCUCUCCCAGAAGCUGUUGAACAAAUUCCCGAUGACGUCUUGCUGGAACCGAAGUGGCUUCUCCAGACCUCGGAUACCGCAGAGCUCUCUAGCACUUCCUCUGCUAGAUCUACUGAUUACGUGGAGACUCCGGAUGUCCCAUCAGAAGACCUCCUUGACGUUCCCAACAGCCUGACUGCAACAAUUGCCUCGAACACUCGUGUCACGCUCGACACCCACUGGCAGGAUGUACGCCAUCUUACUCUUACCACACCAGGACGCCAAUUGUAUACUCCAGGAGAUAUAUUAACCAUUUUCCCCAAGAACUUCCCUUCCGACGUCAACCAGUUUUUAAGUGCAAUGAAAUGGACUGAUAUAGCCGAUGUCCCAAUCAAGUUCAUCUCCACAUCCCCAUCCGGAAACACAGCCGCCCAAGGACAGCCUCUUCCAAACCUAAUGCCUGGUUCAUCUACCACCCUCCGAUCACUUCUCACUAAUCACCUCGAUAUAAUGGCUAUACCUAGACGCUCAUUCUUCUCGCAACUAGCGCAUUACACAAGCGAUACUUACCACCGAGAUCGGCUUUUGGAAUUCACAGAUCCCCAGUACAUUGAUGAGCUAUACGACUACACCACCCGACCCCGCCGAAGCAUCCUCGAAGUGCUCCAGGAAUUCGAAAGCGUGCAGAUACCUUGGCAACGUGUGUGCUCGAUCAUACCUGUGAUGCGGGGGCGUCAGUUCAGUAUUGCAAGCGGUGGUAGGCUGAAGCAUACAACCUUGGGGGAGGAUAGUCGUAGAGACGGACUCAACCAAGGAGAUGAGGUGGAUGACGCCUUCAAGACACGCUUUGAGCUUCUAAUAGCCAUAGUGAAAUACCGUACCGUCAUCAAACGAUUACGACAGGGAGUCUGCUCACGCUAUGUUGCUUCUCUAAAACCAGGCCAGUCUCUCAGUGUUACGCUCCAGAAAGGCGGUCUAGGCGUGUCAAAGGCAGACAGUGACCGGCCUGUCGUCAUGGUUGGUCCUGGCACAGGUGUGGCGCCGAUGAGGGCGCUGAUAUAUGAGCGGAUGGCUUUGAGGCAGGGCGUACUCGAUGAUGCGAACGAGAAGAGAGUUAAACAAGUCCCGAGAGAUGUCUUGUUCUUCGGUUGCAGGAACUCGAACGCGGAUUACUUUUUCAAAGACGAGUGGCAAGGGUUACAGAGUGAGGGCGUGGCGCUUGAUGUCUUCCCCGCUUUCUCGAGAGACCAGAGGAGUAAAGUGUACGUCCAGGAUCUUGUUCGCACUCACGCAUCCCGAGUCUACGAGGCGCUCGCAACACACAGUGGUAUCGUAUGUAUUUGCGGAUCUUCUGGUAAAAUGCCACAGGCGGUACGAGAGGCUCUCAUCGAGGUCUUCCAGCAAGAAGGCACACUGUCUCGCGAGGAGGCUGAGGCAUACAUGGAUGGCAUGGAAAAGAGUGGACGAUACAAGCAGGAGACUUGGUAG
This is a messenger RNA of Mytilinidion resinicola, 1956 nucleotides long. Its product is annotated as riboflavin synthase domain-like protein. Gene Ontology annotation, cellular component: cytosol. Gene Ontology annotation, molecular function: NADPH-hemoprotein reductase activity; FMN binding; flavin adenine dinucleotide binding. Bases 1 to 1956 code for a protein of 651 amino acids. Lineage: Eukaryota; Fungi; Ascomycota; Dothideomycetes; Mytilinidiales; Mytilinidiaceae. The record is from RefSeq and is a predicted model, not a curated record. The transcript has 6 exons.